Spirometra erinaceieuropaei is the source of this 7982-nucleotide messenger RNA. The record is from the annotation of a GenBank genome assembly. NCBI's taxonomy places the organism in Eukaryota, Metazoa, Platyhelminthes, Cestoda, Diphyllobothriidea, Diphyllobothriidae.
AUGGGCAGAAGUUUUGCCAUCUCCGUGGACAAUGCACCCAGCGAAGUGGAAGCAUUUACGGAGGGCAGUUUCAUCCAGCUCACAAUUUCGGAUCACCUGUUCAUCGGCGGCCAUCCCAACCCGGAUCACCUUUCUGCGCUGAUGCCCGACGCGGAUCGCCUUUCCUCGUAUAAAGCUGUUCUUGGACUCACGGGCUGCAUACAAAUGGUCCAUCCUGAUAAAAAUGACUGAUUUAGUUUGCGGCUAGUGCAUACAUAGAGCGGGAAGUCAAGAAUGAGAAUUGAAAACGCAAGAUCGUCUGCGUAACUAGAAAAUCGUGAAUAUGUGAAAAUGUCGAGCCCAAAGUGCCUAAUUAAGUAAUUAAGAAGGCUAUUCGAACACCGGCACCAUACCCUUGCCCGUCUGGACUUUUGGGCCCAGUCACUCGGCGUAUCGAUCUGACACUCCAUACCCUGCUCUCUGAAAUCACCAUCACACUUGUUAGACUGUCUGCUGGUUGCUUAAGCUGACGGUUUCUUAUGCCUAACGGCGGCCCAGGAGCUACAUUUAUGUUUCCGAUACUCAACCAAACUUCUUUUACCGCACGUUAACUUGCUGUACUAGAAGACAAGCAACACCAAUGGGGACCAGUGAUGACGUCGGGGAGCAAUGAGUCGGGAGUGGGAAGUCAUAUAUGCGGGUGGACACUUUUUAUCCUCAACCGGGGAAAAAAAUUGUAACUUGUGAUUAUACGCAGGACAGGGAAUUGCCAUACCAAAGUCUGCAAUCACCGUCGGAGGAGAACAGGACCUCCGUUUAAAGUGUUUUGAUAUCUGACUUUGGGUGCUCUAGAGGGAAAUGAGAGGGCUUUUGUGCAACGGUAGGGUGAAGGACUCCCAAUUAACCGUCAGUAGACUGUGGAUCGUCUCAUAUGAGGUGCUAUCUUGGCAUCCAUUUGCAGGCUGUGGCAGAAAUUACACUGCAGACGAAAAUUACUUCCCAUGACCCCAAACGGUUACUCAAACUCCGUUAUUGUUUGAAAAUUUGCUUCUUGUUCUGUUCAACUAACGCGCUCAUUUUCGUUGCCAUACGAAAGCGUACAAUAAGACUUCCGGCAACACUCCAUAUGACACGAUCCGCAGUCUACCAACAGUUGAGUUGGGUCCUUCGCCCUACCAUUGCCUGCUUUUACCUCUAGACAUCCCCUAUCUCACGCGAGAAUUUUAAUAAACCUCACAGCUUAACCGGUUGACUUUGUGGAUUUAGAUCAGCAUAGUUAUUCUUACAACGCGAAGGCCACAUACUAGUUGUCAUGAUAAGAAGCUCACGCGAUUUACUUUGAAGGCCUCCCUUUAAGAACAUCAAGUAAUGGCCUAUUUUCAAUGAUAUCGAAAAUAAGUUCCUAGCAUUUUUGUCGAUUCACUAUACCGCUCGUUGGAAAACCAACUCAUUGUUUGCUUGUUUGCAAAAACUAUAUGCGUGUGAAAGAAUGUGAGGUCCCUUGGAAAGACGGAGUUCCUUCCCCGAAGAUUCAUCUAGUUAGAAACAGAUGGUAAUCAGACAAAAUUUGCAGGAAUGGUGCGAUGCUCGAACUCCAGGGUGAGGAGGGGGGAAGACAAGAAUAGUACCCCCGGUCGGCAGGAUGGUGUAGACUGGCGGAUGGGAAGAGAGAGGUGGCGCCAUGAGCGAAGUCCUUCAGGCUGCUGGGAGACCGUGAGAUGUCCAUUCACUAAUGCUGCUUAUGAAGUAUACAACAUGGCGAAAAUCCAGUACAACAUUUUGUGGAAACUACAGGACGCCAUCUUAACAGCACAGAAAACGGAAAAACGGAAAAAGCGGUUUUCGAUCGGCAAUAUACAGUGGUAGGGGGGCGCUAACCGAUCGUUCUUACGGAACUCACUCGUUCCGUUGUACCUUAUGGACUCUCUCUCUCGAGCCCAACCAGCAGCCGCACAGCGGCGCAUGAUAUAGGCAGAACGAUAUUACCGACAAAGACAAGGGAAACCAGUCUCCCUUGUCAUGUCAUGCGUCUUAAUGGCCUUUGGUUUUAAAUUUUGCGGCCGGGACCGUGCCUAAUGUAGACAAGUACUAAUGCGAUUUCUUUCCUUGUCUAUACCUAGGUGUCAGUAAAUGGUCGAAUUCUGCGUCUUAUCAAGGAUGCAGUCAACGCGACUAACGUCGGCAACUGUGACAACCACAGUUGUGCCGCCAAGAUACCCACCUGUCACCCGCCAGCUGAGUGCCUGCCGCAAGGCUCCGGCUCCCUCUGUCUAUGUCAUUUAGGCUAUGCCGGAAAUGCCUGUCAGAAGUGUACGACAAGUUUACCCGUUAUUGUAAAACUCAUUCCAUGACUGUUUGAAAUUCCGUAUUUUCUAAAAUCUGCCAUUUUUCACCUUUGAAAAGCCAUCAGCGUAAAGGCGCUCAGUAAGCUAUUCUUUGAUGGAUACAGUUACUUGAAGUUCGUGGACUCGCACAUGCCCUCUCUGUGAGUCACUAUGUGUGCCUUUUAGCCUAUUUCUUUCCAAAAACAACAUGAAACUUAUCAAACAUCUACAUCUUGAACCUUCUUCCGCAAGAUUUAUGAAGGACAAAUUUACACUCGAACUGACCCUGGAACCCCGAAUGCUCGCAGCAAGGCAAACUAAUGACACGAAGCGAAUCCUCCUCUUCUUGCGUGCCCGUAAUGCAGGGGUGGCCGUUCACGUGUCGCUGUCGGUGAUACAAGACUGGUCGUUGGAAUUGGAUGUAGUACAGGUUUUCUCCUCCAGACUUGUGCAGGGCCCAUCUCUGCAGACGUCACUUUUUCCUCGCCGACAGAGUAUGCGGAAGUCUACCAAACUCAUAGCUCAUAAUAUACGGACUGUCACUCUCAAAAGGUGGGUAUUAUGGAUUUUUCAUGCGCACUUGUCUGCGCGUGCACCUGUUUGCUGGCAGGACCCAUGAUCUGAUCGGUUCCUGACUUUAUGAAAUUCAUAGUUAUUUAGUUUACGCCUUCCAAUCAGACGUCAGAUCGAGGGAUACUUUUGUCUAGUUGGUAUUCCAUACCCAUUUCUGCACUUAAUCAGUCUUCGCCGUGGUGAUGUAAGAUGGUUUGAAAAAAGAUGCUAUCACUAAUUUUUCUUCGCGGCUUCUUCAGUAAGUAAAGUUCCUGACUAAACAGGAGUUUUUUGGUUAUAAUUUCUCCGCAGAGUCAACACUGUCACAUGCUUCGAAGGCAGCAGAAUCCACUUGCUGUUAACCGAGUUACAUUGAUGGGUUUGGGUCAUUCCGUAAUGCAUGUUUAUGUCUUUUUCUAUCCGACCUCUCGGCUGGGCAGUCAUAAGAAACGUGACUCGCUAUUGUCUUGAAAAGGUUGUACUGGCGAUUUUGCAUGAGUUUGCGUGCAGUGAAGUGCGUCAAAUCCCAUAAUUAGCUGGCUAACAGGCUUCGACAGUCGAGUUAUGAAACACGAGCUGCCCUGAUAAUAAACCUGGAGUGGGUACCAAGUCGCGUGUGGCGCGCGGCUUUAUCAGUCCCUUUGCCCGAGUUCACCUCUGAUAUUGUUAACAUUAUCAUACCAUCGGGUGAAGGAGAAAAGAAUGCGGUAAAUACUGGGCAUGUCUCACUAUAAACUGAUUCACAGAUAUGUCGGCGUCCUGCGUCACAUGUUGUAGCGCACAGGGUGGAUGUCGUCGUUCGCGACGAUGAAACUUACUUUCACCGGUGGAGUAGACGUUUGCGGCAAUUACUUUUGAUACACCACCCACCGUGUUUCAAUGUCGUCGUGUUGGCUUCGGAGCUGCUAAAGCUAGUAUAAUGAGGAGUGCUCUGAACUAACAUGAAGAAGGGUUUCUGAAGAUAGCACUCGCUGUCUAUUUCUUCUCCCAGUGCACCGGCAACCUGUCGGAGCCUUUCUGUUGAGUAGUGCUGAGAUCGGGCGCAUCGGCUGGCAUGGCGUGAGCCCCCGUCUAACGCGUUGACCAAGUGUUCACCGCAACACUUAUCUACUCGUACGGACUUAGUGAAGCCCAACUGACGUAUAUCAUGAAAUAAUGUGGUCCAUGUUUUAAUCGAACGCAAUAGGGGGCACUGUUCGUAUGAAGAAGCAGCUUCAUAAUGACACACCUUACGACAGUAAAUGUUUCAUUGUCAUUCGUCGUUACGUGAUAAACAUUAAGAGAACAUGAAAUGUAAAAAGCCCCCAAGUGACUUCUGUCCGUUCGUCUUUACCGGGGGGCGGUCGAUUCAGCUUUAAUGGUGACUUGGAAAACAAUGUUGGUAUGAUCAUGAGCUUCUAAAAAGCUGCAUUUGUCUAAAGACUUAACAAGUAAAACAAGUUGAUGAUCACAAUACAGAUAUAAAAGAGACCUUUCCGGUUUGACUGAAUGUCAUACUUUUCCCCGAAUGCAGUCGCGUAAAUAGGAUCUGAGACAUAGUCCGGUUGGCAAGUGAAAAAGCACUAUCAUGACCAGCGCCAACCAUGACACAGAACCUCUCAGUUUGCUCAGGUACAAUUCGAGUAAUAGUUCAUGAGAUUAGCUCAGAGAAUUUCGAGAGUCUACGAGUGCUAAGUUAGUGCCUGAACUAGUACUGAGGGUAAAGUCACGCUACAGCUUUUUCUGUUAUAACACGCCUUUAUAUUCUCGACUUUCAACUGGAAUUUCCUAUUGUUAGCAGCCUUGUAGUGUUUUCUUUAAUAGUUCUGUGUAGAUAUUUUAUAAAGCACAGUCGACUUUUUUCCUCAAGGAACGGCAACCUAUAUGAACUCCAAGUUGGGACAAAGCAGGUUUCCCGACUGACCCUACAGCCUCUCAGUCCAGAACCAUACUUUUUCUCGGAGGUAUUCGUCGGUAAGUUUUUCUAGAAGGAACAUUUUAAAUGGUGCAUGUCACAAGGGUAUUUUGCCUGCCCAUCAUCAAUGGAGACGCCUCCAAUGAGUUGUCCGUAUUUAAGCUUUUUGUCCAAUGGCAAUCACACAGUCUAUCCUGUGACUUUCUAUUCCGAGGUCCACCUGAAAUGUUCUCACCAUGGCUCAAAAAAUGAAGGCGGCAGAAAAUAACAUAGUUUUUGAAGUUCAGUCGGAUUCCAGUGGUCUUAGGAAGACAUUGCGUCGAGUGCUUGUGGGCCAUAAUAGUUCCUAACCACCAAGCGAUCCUGUACACUUUAACUGGGGUUUAACAUUUACGUUCUGCUCGCCUGUUCACCAAACGGGCCAUUCCGUUCGCCAGAUUUGCUCUAGUGAAUUAUCAGCUGCGCUGUUCCCUAUUUCCACCUCGGAAACUAAGACAAAACCAAUGUGAUGGUGCAGGUCAUGACAGCCAAUCUAUCAUUCAAGACAACUUGGAAAACCGCUGGUAAGUAAAGGGCCACUUCCCCGCGCUUGUCCACUCACAGUGUCUUCAACCUGUCAGCAUUGACAGAAUUGACAAGUGCAGUAGGAUCACCUAGGUGGCGUUGUAAGAUUGAUUAUCAUGCGGUACCAUCGUAAGACAUUUCAGACGCGACAGGAUGCCGGCUUCUGAAUGAGAUUAUUCCCGGUCACCCGCAAAAACCACGCUCAGUAAAAAAAAGUAACCAGUGAAGUUAUAUGGGGUCUCUUCACUGGUUUUCGAUGAACUUAUUAAUUUGAAUAGAUUUCAUAGAAAAUGUACGCAAAAGUGCUGUUUCUUGUACUUACUUGGUAGCCUCAUAUUUUAUACUUGAAGAGGUGUCUUUGUGUUUAAAAAGGGGGGGGGGUUUCAAUUCCAGGAAAAAUUUAGGGUCCGACCUCCAGUUUUACUCGCGAUCUGGGUUUCUAAACUACAUGCCGCAUAUUUUGCGAGAACAGAACAUCAUUAGUUUCUCUGUGUUAUUAAAAAUACGUCAUUCAGGGCAGACAAAAGUAGACAAAUAAUGUGGAAGUGUUUUACACUGUAUAGGCAAGUGUACAUUAACUAUAAACUAAUUCACGCACAAGUCACCGUUCCUCCUCCACCUUGCUGUGGGCAGGGACGGUGGGCAUCGUUGGCAACGGCGGUUGAAUUAUAGGCAACACCGACAAACACACACAUAUCAUGCUGUAUGAAUGAACGCUCCAUGCUCUCGAAAAACCUCAUAAUUGCAGACUUUUAAACAAAAAGGCGCCCUUUUCAAACAUAAAAUUUGAAAAAGACGAAUUUUCUAGCAAAUUAGUGCAAAAAAACAAUAUUUUUACACGCUUUGAUAAAAUAUACUUGAAUUUACAAAGGCCUCUGAAAUCAAUGGGCAAAAUGGACACGACGUCAGUAGUUCUUUUUCACAAUGUGGUCUUAUCAGGUUACCUCACACAUGCUUGUUCAACAAACGGCACCCUAUCGCGGCUGAAAUAUCUUGGGACCACGCUACACGAUAGUAUUGCCCUGUUACCCACGAAUUCCUUUCUAGUCGGAAACAUAGUCUAAAAGUCUGAUAUGAAUUUCAUAAGAUGAAUCACCUACUGUAUUACCGGAAGCGCCAAGAGAGACUACAAUGACUGGGAGACUGAGGGUCAGGCUGCAACUAUCCCUUAAACUGACCUUGAUGGCACGAUCACUGAUUUAAGAUCCGAGGUUCCCAAAAGUGGUCUGUUAAGCGUAGUCAGAACCAGUUCUUGUGUGGCACACGUAGAAGGGCUAUUUAACCGUUUUAACUAGUGUAUCCCAGUCCACCUCCGAUCAUCUUGUCACUGUCUUGACAUCGGAGCCAAGUGGGUGUGAGAGGAAAGAGAGUGCAGUAGGCCUGCUUCAAGGUAAACUAGUCCACUCGCAAGUCACCGGUACUGUUCCCAUUCCGUGGGACGUCGUUUAUGGUGACGGUCGAAUUGUCCUUGCCUUGACGCAAGAGCACAAAGGGGAGUCCACUGAACAAGUCAGGUGAACGAUCAAACGCAGGCACCCUGAAGAGGAGUAGACCUCUAAUUUCUCUGGAUCUGUGAACACCAUGGUCCAGGCUUUAUUUGAAAUAAGCUCCUACAAUGUCUCACCAACAGCUCGAAAACUUCGAUUUUCUGACGAUCCAGUACAUUGACAGACAAGGGUCUUUUGGUAAAGCUAUAGAGAACCCGAUUUAUAUCAAGUAACUUGAGCCACUACUUCCCAAAUUUGACAACCCCCGAUUUCAAUAUCAAAGGUCAAACUUCAAAGCUAUCACGCUUAAGUGAACCGUCUCCCGGACCCGAGUCACUUUAUUCCUUUCAAUUGGACUUUUUGGAUAGUUGUCACCUCUCUAGCUCAGAAACAUCGAUAAACACGGCAGUUGCAUUACGCUCGUUGCGUUCUCUGUCCGGUUGCUCCCUUCGACUAGUAACACUCCUGUUGACCUAUCGAGCAGCGACCCACCAGUGUACGGACUCGUGAAAACCCAAGCUGGACAUCAAAUGAAGACAUACACCUGCGCAACAUAUGAUUAUAACGAAAAUAGCCACGAAAAGGCAUACUUUUUCAACGGUGAUCAUGAGAAUAAUUUAACAACCUUGUUAGCGCCUUCUCAUCUAUUAAUAAAUAAAGAAAGACUGAUGUAAACUGGGAGUAAAUUAGUAGAAGACAGGACGAAAGACAGAAAUUUACCUCCAACACAAAAAAUGGAACGACUCUUACGCCCGUAUAUGAUCAUCGCUCGCAACUGCCAUAUCUCAUCUAGCGGAACUCUGAAUAAAUUUGGACACCUCUUGGACAAAUUAGCUUCUAAUAACCUGGUCAUAUGCGAAUAACCUAGCCUGUUAAGUAGGGCGCACCAGAAGACGCGUAGUUUGCAGGUAUUACUUUGCUUUUUUCUUGGCUUCCAACGGUACCACUCAUCUCCCUAAUCAAAGUUUUAAUUCUCUUCCAGGUGGACUGGAUAUUCAAACAACAAGCAAACUGCACUACAUGGAGCAGUUUCUCAUCGAGAAAAACAGGUUCAGCCCCUCGCGGUUUGGAAGAGGUUUCCGAGGUUGUAUAUUCGGUAUUAAGUUUGAUGGCGUAGCCAUCACUGCCACCAAUGCAACAGACGGUCGAAACAUUAGUGAAUGUACCGAAGAGAAUCAUUAA